Acipenser ruthenus (sterlet) is the source of this 1493-nucleotide messenger RNA. RefSeq names its product intraflagellar transport protein 22 homolog. Gene Ontology annotation, molecular function: GTPase activity. The transcript has 5 exons. Gene Ontology annotation, biological process: intracellular protein transport. Gene Ontology annotation, cellular component: endomembrane system. The record is from RefSeq and is a predicted model, not a curated record. The coding region runs from base 265 to 828 and encodes 187 amino acids. Lineage: Eukaryota; Metazoa; Chordata; Actinopteri; Acipenseriformes; Acipenseridae.
AGCACCGUUGAAACUCCUACACAGAAAUAGCAGCUAGAUUUACCUUCUCCUUGGAAACAGUCUCCAGUAACCACAGAACUGACGUUGUUGACACUGAGGCUGCAGUCACAAGAAUUUCAACAAUUCAAUAAUACAGUUCAGUACUGUAGUAACAUAUAUAUGGUUUUUGUUUUUUCAGAGCCGUCCUGCUUUAUUUCCCUGUAAGAAUUCAGAAUACUCGUGAUAUCUUAUUUUUGUCUGGGGGAGUGAAAUAGCGAAGCCAACAUGUUUAAAGCCAAGAUAUUGAUAGUAGGGCCUAGUGAGUGUGGGAAAUCUAUUCUGGCGAAUUUUCUCUCUGAUGCGACAGAAUCAGUUGGAGGAGAAUACAGUCCGACCCAAGGUGUCAGAAUCCUGGAGUUUGAGUUCCAGAGUGUCAGUGGAUUUGAGAAGAAUGCAGGCUGUGAGGCUGAGCUGUGGGACUGUGCUGGUGAUACCAAGUUUGAGUCGUGUUGGCCUGCCUUGAUGAAGGAUUCCAGCGGGGUGGUGUUGGUAUUUAACCCUGACAUGCCCAGCCACUUGAAGGAGAUAGAGACCUGGUAUUCCUCCUUCGUCAGCACACAAGGGGUGCAGGACAGUCAGUGUCUGCUGAUCGCACACCACAAACCAGGCAGUGGGGCUGACAACAGACGCCUGGGUCUUUCCCCACAGCUGAGCAAGCUGAACCUGAUCCACUCAAACCUGGAGGAAGACCCCGAGGAGGUGCGGCAGGAGUUCCGGCGCUACCUCGGCUCUGUGGUGAAAUCACUCUCCGAAAGCAGGGAGCGAGAAGAGAUGUCCAUCAUUAACUAGAGUCCAGCGGAUCCACAGCCGCUGAGCUGGACCACACACCACCAGGAGUGCCCCCUUCACACCUGGACAGAUGGUUCAGGUUGAAAAUGUAUUCCUUUUGCACCCUCACCCGCCCAAUACAGUAUAUUGUACAAUGCAUAACAUAUUCUAUUGGCAUCUCAGGUGGCAACAUCUUAAGGUCUUGUUGCCUAUACAUUUUGUACUGGAAUCGGUACAAAUAACAACACUCAGAACCCCACAAGAAUAUUCAGCUCAGUCAAGUUGUCAUUGCUUUGCAAAUGUGCAGUGGAUUAAUCCAAUGCAUGUGUGCAAAGCAAUCUCUUUGCAGUGAUUCCUGAAAACAUGCUGUGCAAGUUCAUCAUUGAAAACUGCGUUUGCUAGUCACUACAGUAUGUAUGCUAAAGCUGAGGAUCCAGGUGGAGGAAAUGGUAACUGAAGCUCAAUUUCUGAUUUGUGGCUUUUUAGAUGGAACCCCCACACUGUAUAUUUUAAACUUUGUAAAUCUAAAUAUGUUAAGUCAGUAUAAAGCUUUAAAAAUGUAUGAAAGCCAAGUUUGUGUACUUAUGGAGUAUGCUUUAAAAACAUGUUAUUUGUAAAUUGUUUGUAACACAGUGAAUUAAAAUAUUUACAUUUGUAAAUAAAGCCUGUUUGUAAUAUCUAUCGUA